Brienomyrus brachyistius is the source of this 4234-nucleotide messenger RNA. It is a transcript of the gene slc46a3, whose product is annotated as solute carrier family 46 member 3. Gene Ontology annotation, molecular function: transmembrane transporter activity. The record is from RefSeq and is a predicted model, not a curated record. Gene Ontology annotation, biological process: vacuolar transmembrane transport. The transcript has 6 exons. Bases 1417 to 2787 code for a protein of 456 amino acids. Gene Ontology annotation, cellular component: lysosomal membrane. Lineage: Eukaryota; Metazoa; Chordata; Actinopteri; Osteoglossiformes; Mormyridae.
AUGCUCAGAGUGGUCCAUUGCGUCCACUAUACCGGAAGCUUUGAAUUCUUUUUUUCCGCUCAUGUAUUUAAUUUUCGAAUUCAUGAAAUUCACGAUGUACAGCUGCAUCAGCAGGUAACAUAACGAUAUUCACUGUAUAUAAGGAAAUUCAAGGGACUGAGCUGCCCACAUAAAUACAAAUUAUCCUAAUAUUUUACGGUAGCCUUACUAUUUUCAUUUUUCAUUUUCAUUUUUCGUAUUUAAGAAAUGCGCGUAUCCAUAUUCAAAUGAACUUUUUUUCCCCAAGAAAUAUGAUUUCCAUAUUAUGAAAAACAGUGCCUCAUCUACACUUGAAAUAGUCCAUGAUUGAUGCACACGCACAGGAUUUACAAGGUGCAACAUCUCUUGGUUAAGAAUUUAAGUGCAAAGUGUGCAGUAGUGGAAGACAGAAACGCGAUAUUAAAGAGAUGGUAAAAAUGUCGAGUAAAAGUGCAAACUGAUUAUCAUUACAGACAAAAUAUGAAGGAGCAGGGAGUUUAUAGCUAUUGAAAAGAUCAGGGGCUAAGUCAAGUUUACCUGGGGCUUGACUUUGUUUCUUUUUGAAGGAAAACUGGCGAUCCGAGUGAUCGGACCUCCCGACGCCCCUAUGAAGGGGCAUUUGUCAUUUGCUCAGAACCGUUCGUUUGUGGGCAUGUGGGAAUUAAGAACACCUACAGUUAUAUACCUAACAAAAUCCCCUUCCUCGCUUAAGAAUAUUAUUCUUUAAUCUUUGGGAUUAAAGCCACGAUUUUGUAGCGGUACAGGUUUCUGGGUUUAAAAUGUUAACAAUGGAAAAGCAGCUCCCUGGAUCAACUCAAGUCGGAAGGCAAAGCCCCCUCCCCGGCCCUACCCCGGGAGCCUGACCGGAUCGAUAAGGUAUUAUCUGUACGGGUUUACUGAGAAUAACCUUAUCAGAAAACAACAGUAAAAGACAAACAGUGAAGCAAUAAACUCAGUGCCGGGGCAAUCGACUGAAUUUUGACUGAAUUUCGUUUUCUUUGUUUUACACGGUCACAUGGUAUAUUCUGUAUUUCCAAACAGAUUCUUCAAAAUUUAUUUAAGCAUCGACAAUCUACAUAAGCCCUGCAAAGAAGUUAAACAUCAUUGGGUAUUUGCGCAGGCUUUCCCAAACACACUGCUCGCCUGCGGGUCUCACGUAAUUGACAUAAAGUUAAACCAAUCAGCGAUCGACUGAUUAUUUUUUAACAACAAAUGUGUCCAAUUGUAAGCGGGAUGAUGGCAUCGGGAAAUGGACGAGUCAUAACUUCAGCGCUGCAGUUGCAAAGGGAUUUAAACUGGAGUGGAAUCGAUGAAGCUUAUUAAUCAUAAUGUAAGCGUCACCUUUUAAAUAGCGCAUCUCAGCAUAAGUGAAUUUGAAGCAGAACUGUGGCCCGAAGAAUGAAGGGACUGUACUUUGUGGAGCCUGUCGUGGCUCUGUACUCUUUCGCCUGUUUUUUGAUCUACCCGUUGGUGUCCCAGUAUGUUUACCGGCGCAUGUGGCAGGAUCUGACGAAUACGACUUACCCAGCCAGAGACAAUGCUUCCAGCUGCAUGCUCAACACUAACCAGUCCAGUCAUGAGAAAGUGCAAAGGGCAGCUUCGCUGUUCUCUCUCUACAACGAGCUGUUCUCCAUGGUUCCCAGCCUCAUCGUAACCCUCCUGCUGGUGGCGUACAGUGACCAUCGGGGUCGCAAAAUCUCCAUCGUUCUCCCUCUGGUGGGCAGCCUCGUCUACACGUCCUCCUUCUUGGCCAUCUCCUUCUUUGAGCUUAAUAUCUACCUGCUCAUCGUGGCCAACUUUGCCAGCUCCCUGUUCGGUGGUGUAGGCACCUUGCUUGGUGGCUGCUUCUCCUACAUUGCCGACCUGUGUAGCGACGGCAAGCAGAAGACCCUACGAAUGGCUGGUGUGGACAUGGUGCUUGGUCUUCUCUCCGGUGUGGCUUCCAUCUCCACGGGCUACUUCCUGAGGGCAUUCGGCUUCAACUGGCCCUUCUUUACUGCCUUUCUUUGCCACGCUGCCAACUUGCUGUAUGUCAUAGUUCUGCUGGAGGAGACGUGGAAGUCACCUGACCUGCAGGAGAUGCGGCCCCCCUUGCAGAAGCUGGUCACCGGUGUCUACCGCCUCUUUGCCCUGGCCAGUCGGAGGAGAAACACAGUGCUGAUCCUCUUGCUCCUCAUUUUCUUCACCUACUCCUUCCCCAACAUUGGCGGCCUGGCUCUUGUCACGCUCUAUGAGCUGAACGAGCCGCUCUGCUGGAGCGAGAUCCUCAUCGGCUACGGCUCGGCCCUCUCCACCCUCGUGUUCCUCACAAGCUUCAUUGGUGUGUUCAUCCUCUCCCGCUGCCUGCCCAACGUGGCCAUUGUCUUCGUUGGCCUCCUAUCUGUCAUGUCCGGGCUCAUCAUGACCGCGUUCGCCAGAACCACCUUGGUGAUGUUCCUUGUCAGGGUGCCCAUGCUGCUGGCCAUCAUGCCUGCCCCCGUUUUACGUUCCAUGAUGUCAAAGAUCGUCUCAAAGUCUGAGCAAGGAGCCCUCUUUGCCUGCGUGGCCUGCCUGGAGAACCUGAGCUCCAAUGUAGCCUUUGCCGUCUUCAACAGCCUAUAUGCAGCCACUGUGGUCUGGUUCCCUGGCUUCAGCUUUCUGCUGGCGGGGGCCCUGUGUCUGGUGCCCGUAGCUUUGCUGGGUAUGGUGGCAUUCCUGGGCCCGGAUGAAGCCGGUGAAGCGGAAGCUCUUAUUGCAGGAGCAGAAGCUGGCGAUGCACCUUCCAUCUGAGACCCCAUCUGCCCGGCAGAUUCCCCCCGGACACGUGUGGAUGUGGAGACGAGGCUGCCCACCCAGGGCCGGGUUGUAGAGGGACGGCUAAUGUGCCACGAGCGGCAAAGGAGCACCGUUGCUGUUUGAGACCAAAUCUCACUGUUAGCACUGUUUUGGAAACCUGCUCCUCGUCCUUGGGGGGGUUCCUUCUGCGGAUUAUGCUGUGCUGGGUUUCACAACCCACAGCCUAGAAUUACAAGCCCUGUUUCCAUGACAAAUGUGACCCUUGGGUGAAUCUUCAGCACUUUGCGUAGAAAUAUAUUUUCCUGUUCUGCAUGGGCCAUUUCUGUUGGUCCGUUUACUGUGACAGGCAUCAUAGUUUAGCUGUGAUUUUCUGUUUGUCCUCUGCUGCCAGACAGUUUGAAGUCAUCAUUCAGAUGUAAAGCAAAACAUGUAAUUUUAUAAAUAAAUUACUUCAAUAAGUAAUUAAAAUGCACUUCCACUGGGAUGUGUUCCAACCAGUAAAUUAUAUACAGCUGUAGUCUGCCUACGUCAGGAUUUCAGGAUGAUGACUUCAGAUGAAAAGCACCUUAAUAAUUUUUACCAGUGCAGUGAAUCGUUUUCCCCCCACUGUAAUCCUAUGGUAAAGUUAGUUCAGUGCAAUUUUUGAAUUUUCUAAAAUUUAGAUGAAUUCAAAUGACUAUUUAAUUAUAUAAAUCAUUUUUGUUCAGAUGUAACAUUGCAAGAUACAUGUGAUUAUGAAGUACAGCCAUCAAAAUUAUGGCUCAUGGUAAACUUUUGUAUAUUUUUAUAUAUUUUUUUCUUUUCAGAUGACUUAAUCCAAAUGUGUGUGAAAUCAUUUAAGCAAGCACAAUGCAGUAUUUGGGUGUAUUUCUGCUUUAAUCGUUUUAUGCUGGCAAAUUUGUGGGUGAGGCCUGGAAGGCAGAUUAUGAUCAUGUCUCGGAAAUAUUCUGCUCAAAGCCUGACCAGCGAGGCACGUCCAGUUUGUUGAUUAAGGCACAUUCGGAUAACUAGAAAAUACUUUAAAAGAGCUAAAACUGAGGAGGUCCACUUUACUCAUUUAACAGCCUUAACCGUAACAUAACGGGACUGCUGUAUUUCAGGUUAUUCUUCUCCCGAGGAAAUACCCUUGACAGUGGUCAAUUGUUCAGAGCUCGUUAGCCGUUUAGUUACGCACAACUCGUGAUGCUGAGAGUAAACUACAGUAUUUUCCGAAUGCAAUCUUACACUUUACCGCAAGAUGUCAGGCUUUGACAACAAAACCUAAUUUCUUUAACAAAGAGGUUGGGGUUUUGUGAUGUGGAAUAGUCAAAAAUCUUAAAUCUUAGCGUUACAUUAAAAUAGCUUGUAUAUGAUGCAACAAAAGUUCGAUUCUUAAUGUAAAUCCCGAAUCUACGGGAAGCGCAACCGUGAAAUAAAAAACAGAAGUUGCAUAUUGUCUGAA